UAGCAGGACAUAUACUAAAAUUGGAACAAGGAUGCCUGGUCCAGUGGCUCAUUCCUAUAGUCCCAGGUGAGGAAGGAGGAUCACUUGAGCCCAAGAACACAAGGCUGAAUGAGGUAUGAUCUCCCCCUAUAUGUGCAACAGAGAGGGACCCUAUCUAUAAAAAAAGAUCAAAGACAAGCAUAUUCAGUUUUGGAAAAUAAGCCACAGCACAUUACUGGAAUCUUGGAGGUUGGUUUCCCUCCCUUUGAGAUCUCUGUGGACUAUUUACCUGAAAUGUUUUCUGACAGCAACCUGGUUUCCCCUCCACACCAAAGCUACUCAUUCCACCCUUUUUAGUACUCAUUAGCAUUGUGCUAAAUACUCCACAUCGGAUCGCCCACCCUAGACUUUUUCUGUCAGCAAAGACCCUGGCAGUUCCCCUGAGUUCACACACACAGCUUUUCUCCUCUCCUGUGGACAGGUGCGUCACUGGAUCCGGGUGGUGCGGAGAGCCUCGCACAGCAGCCACAGACCUGGCCCGUAUAUGUCCCCAGAACAGUGUAGGGACUCAAUUUUUCCAUCUAUGAAACUGGACCGCCCCAUACCCUCCCACGUGACCGUCCUCGGGCUGGGAGGGCACUAGGAAGGCUCUGUGAACGCCUGCCUUACUAUACAAGCGCAAGCCUGUGACACCCCCCCCAUACCCCGUCCCCAGAAUUCAGAAAGGAAGUCGGGGUGUUCGUUCUGGCUUUGCCAUUGCCUCUCGGGUGACAUGUCUGAAGCCAAUUUCUACUCUCUGGCCCGAAGGGCGUGGAAUUUUUCAAACCCACCUUGCCCUACCGUUCCUUCCGGGUGGAAGGCGAGUCUGGGACAGAGGAUUCACCCAUCCCCCGAACCUAGGAAGGUAGCCCCGCCUCACAAGAAAUCUCGCGAGAACCUGUUUUGCCACGCAAUUAGGAUGUUUGGCCUUCUUCGGUUUCUGUAGCUCCGCAUCGCCGUUCCUGAGCUAGUGCUUCCGGGUGGUGGCCGGGAAAGCCUCCGCGGUGGUGCAAGCGGAACCAAAGCCCGGAGGUUUCAGCCUUGGGAGCAUGGCCUUAUUCCGAUCGGGCCUCUUGGUGCUGACGACGCCACUGGCCUCCCUGGCCCCUCGCCUGGCCCCCAUCCUGACCUCGGCAGCCCGGCUGGUGAAUCACACACUUUAUGUACAUCUGCAGCCAGGCAUGAGCCUGGAGGGCCCGGCUCAGCCCCAGUCCAGCCCUGUGCAGGCCACGUUUGAGGUUCUCGAUUUCAUCACGCACUUCUAUACUGACGCCGAUGUCCACAGACACCUGGACGUCAGAAUCCUGCUGACCAAUAUCCGAACCAAGAGCGCCUUUAACCCUUCCCAGCCCACCUCAGUCCAGAAUCUCGCCCACCCGCCAGAAGUGGUCCUGACAGACUUCCAGACCCUGGAUGGAAGCCAGUACAAUCCAGUCAAGCAACAGCUAGUGCGUUAUGCCACCAGCUGUUACAGCUGUUGUCCACGACUGGCUUCGAUACUGCUAUAUCCUGAUUAUGGGACUGGAGAGCUGCCUGUGGAGCCCCUGGAUGUCCCCUUACCCUCUACUAUCAGGCCAGCUUCCCCCGUGGCCAGGUCUCCAAAGCAGCCGGUGCGUGGCUACCACCGCGGGGCUGUGGGUGGCACGUUUGACCGCCUGCAUAAUGCCCACAAGGUGUUGCUCAGUGUCGCAUGCGUCCUGGCCCAGGAGCAGCUUGUGGUGGGAGUAGCAGACAAAGAUCUGUUGAAGAGCAAGGUGCUCCCUGAGCUGCUCCAGCCUUAUGCAGAACGCGUGGAACACCUGAGUGAGUUCCUGGUGGACAUCAAGCCCUCCUUGACUUUUGAUAUCAUCCCCCUGCUGGACCCCUAUGGGCCCGCUGGCUCUGACCCCUCCCUGGAGUUCCUGGUGGUCAGCGAAGAGACCUAUCGUGGGGGGAUGGCCGUCAACCGCUUCCGCCUUGAGAAUGGCCUGGAGGAGCUUGCCUUGUACCAGAUUCAGCUGUUGAAGGACCUAAGCCAGAAGGAAAAUGAAGAGGACAAAGUCAGCUCCUCCAACUUACGCCAGCGAUUACUGGGAGCCCUGCUUCGGCCUCCACACAACAGGCCAGAGCUCCCCCCAUCUCUCUAUGUGAUUGGGCUGACUGGCAUCAGUGGCUCUGGGAAGAGCUCAAUAGCUAAGCGGCUGAAGGGCCUAGGGGCAUUUGUCAUCGACAGUGACCAACUGGGCCAUCGGGCCUAUGCCCCAGGUGGCCCUGCCUACCAGCCUGUGGUGGAGGCCUUUGGAGCAGAUAUUCUCCAUAAAGAUGGCAUUAUCAACAGGAAGGUCCUAGGUAGCCGUGUGUUUGGAAACAAGAAACAGCUGAAGAUACUCACAGACAUUAUGUGGCCAAUUAUUGCAAAGCUGGCCCGAGAGGAGAUGGAUCAGGCUGUGACUGAGGGAAAGCACGUGUGUGUGAUUGAUGCUGCUAUGCUGCUUGAAGCCGGCUGGCAGAAUAUGGUACAUGAGGUGUGGACUGUUGUCAUCCCAGAGACUGAGGCUGUACGGCGCAUCGUGGAGAGGGAUGGCCUGAGUGAAGCUGCAGCUCAAAGCCGGCUGCAGAGCCAGAUGAGUGGGCAGCAACUGGUGGACCAGAGCCACGUGGUGCUGAGCACCUUGUGGGAACCACAGAUCACCCAACGCCAAGUGGAGAAAGCCUGGGCCCUCCUGCAGGAGCGCAUCCCCAAGACUUGUCAGGCCCUUGACCGCAAAUGAGUUCAACGUGGGCCACGUUUGCCCCUAGAGCUGAUGAGAUCCAGGGGUGAGGAGAAGUGGAGGCCUUGAUGCUCACCCUGGCUCAGGGCUAGAGGUCUCCAGGCUAAGCUGUGCAGGACAUGGCUGGGCCUGGUGGACACAGGCAAUCUACUGACCAUGCUGGGGGUCUGCAAGCACCGAGAAUGUGGCUGGUGGAGAACAGGCCCUGCUGGGGUUCCAUCCCCACUCUUGCCCCAGUGUGCCUGAUAUCCACAGCUGACUGGAGUCAGGACAAAUACUGAACUUGUAACAUAAUUAAAGGUGAAUGUUUUCACCUGGCA
This is a messenger RNA of Otolemur garnettii (small-eared galago), 3088 nucleotides long. It is a transcript of the gene COASY, whose product is annotated as Coenzyme A synthase. Gene Ontology annotation, biological process: coenzyme A biosynthetic process. The transcript has 10 exons. NCBI's taxonomy places the organism in Eukaryota, Metazoa, Chordata, Mammalia, Primates, Galagidae. Bases 1068 to 2768 code for a protein of 566 amino acids. The record is from RefSeq and is a predicted model, not a curated record. Gene Ontology annotation, molecular function: dephospho-CoA kinase activity; pantetheine-phosphate adenylyltransferase activity; ATP binding.